Molecule: messenger RNA, 925 nt
Organism: Vigna umbellata (rice bean)
Lineage: Eukaryota; Viridiplantae; Streptophyta; Magnoliopsida; Fabales; Fabaceae
Source: RefSeq, a predicted model, not a curated record
GCCCUCAUCCCCAAAUGCGAACUUGAUCAAUUAGGAGUUAGUCCUAAACGAGAUUAUCAAUCACGAAUGAUGACUCAAGCACUGCGGAAAAUUCACUAUUCAUUAUCUCACUCUCAAACUCUCAUUAUUUUCAUUAAUCAGAUUAGAUUGAGUUCAAAAUCCGUCAAGGAACAUGGAUCUGUGGAAGAAGUCACUUGUGGUGGAAAUGCUUUGAGAUUCUAUGCAGCCGUUCGUAUGAGACUUUCAAGAAUAAGAUUGAUCAAAAAUGAGGAUAAGGUAGAGGGUGUUCUGAUCUGUGCGCAAGUGGUGAAAAAUAAACUAGCACCAGCAGCAACUAAAAGGGCAGAACUGGGUAUCAAGUUUGGAAGAGGCUUUUGCCAUGAGUCAGAGGUCUUAGAUUUGGCCUGUGAACAUGGAAUCAUUGUGAAAGAUGAGGGAAGCUACAUUAUUGAGGGGGGGAUUUUUGAUAGUAGAGAAGCGGCUGAACUGUUUUUGGCUCAAAAUGAUGCCAUUUGUGACAAGUUGGUUAAGGAUAUGAGAAGACUUUAUUUUUAAAACCAUUUGAAUUUGCCCAGCAUGGAUUUCCUAGGGCAAAUCUCUUUCAUUGGCAUCAGGGCUAACUUUCUGUAGGCAAUUAACAUUGCCUUCUGUGUGAUUCCAGUAUCAACCAUUGUGUAGAUGAGCUGGGGGCAUUUGAAGUAACCUGAAUGCGACCCUCUCGGAUCUAGCACAUUGUAAAAUUACACUACCAAAUGAGAAAUUUGAUUGCUCUUUCAAACCAUUUGGCAACUUCCUUUGUGUAUUUAUAGGGAGAAUUGGUUAUAUUCAUUAGUCAAAGAAACAUGCAAACUAUGGAACUACAUUGUAAAUGAACUGUCUUCAUUUCUUGUUCAUCCUCUUAAAUUAUCUAUAGAUUACUCAAUAG